Molecule: messenger RNA, 924 nt
Organism: Aspergillus ochraceoroseus IBT 24754
Lineage: Eukaryota; Fungi; Ascomycota; Eurotiomycetes; Eurotiales; Aspergillaceae
Product: LOG family protein
Exons: 2
Biological process (GO): cytokinin biosynthetic process
Cellular component (GO): cytosol
Molecular function (GO): hydrolase activity, hydrolyzing N-glycosyl compounds
Source: RefSeq, a predicted model, not a curated record
UAUGUUCCCGCCCUCUUAGCAUCUCCUUCUCCCCUCUUUCUCUGGGGGAAAAACAAAAGAGAAAAACAACUCUUCCAGACUCUAUAAACCGCGCAAGAAUCAAACCCCCCCCUCAUUCCAACUCAAUUGAUUGAUCCCAAUCUACAGAGUCCAAACAUGGCGAGUCGUGAAUCAAAACCCCCGGUUGUCUGCGUGUUCUGCGGAUCCGUCGAAGGCAACAACCCAAUCCACAUAGAAACCGCACGGCGCCUCGCGCACAUCUUCCACGAGAACAACAUCCAACUCGUCUACGGCGGCGGCACCAAGGGUCUCAUGGGCGAGAUCGCACGCACGCUGGUCUCCCUAUCUGGGCCGAAAGCCGUGCACGGCAUCAUACCGCGCGCCCUGGUCCGGAUCGAACCAGGGUACGACAGCGCCCGAAAACAAGAGAACGAGGAGGAGGACGAGGCAGCAGCAGCAGCAGCAGCAGCAGCGCCGACACCGGGACCAGCGGGCGCGGGCAAAGAAGCCGAACGCAUCGUCAUCUCGAGCAGCAGCAGCAGCAGCAGCAGCCUCGGCGAGUCCGAGUACGGGGUCACGACUAUCGUGGCGGACAUGCAUACGCGGAAGAGACUGAUGGCGGAGAAGGUGUGCGAGGGGGGUCCGGGGUCUGGGUUUGUUGCGUUGGCUGGGGGGUUUGGGACCAUCGAGGAAGUGAUGGAGAUGACGACGUGGAAUCAGUUGGGGAUCCAUCAUUUGGGGGUGGUGUUGUUGAAUGCUGGGGGGUAUUGGGAUGGGCUGUUGGCUUGGGUGAGGAAUGCUGUGGCAGAGGGGUAUAUUGGGAAAGGCAAUGGGGGGAUUCUAGUCGAGGCGAAGGAUGUAGAUGAGGUUUGGCCGAAGUUGGUGCAGUAUCAGGUUAGCAGUGAGCGGAUGGAGUUGAACUGG